UUCUAACAGUCGAUUUGGCACUUUCAAAUGACGAUCAAGUCAUGUAAGCGUGCGUGGUGGUUCACUCGUUCGGCGACAAUGGCGGCAGAUCUGGAACAAUUUCAACAGCUUUUAAACACACUUCUAAGCACGGAUAACGAUGCCCGAACGCAAGCGGAAAAAGCAUACAACAAUCUUCCAGUGGAAACUAAGGUGACAUUUCUUUUGACAUCCAUUUGCAAUGCUGCCCUUGCAGAAGAGAUGCGUGCCAUGGCUGCAGUGCUACUGCGUCGACUUUUUUCUUCUGAAUUUAUGGACUUUUAUUCCAAGAUUCCUCCAGAGGCACAAGUACAGUUGAAAGAGCAAAUUUUGUUAUAUGUUCAAAAUGAACAAACAGAAACAAUUCGCCGUAAAAUAUGUGAAGUUGCAGCUCAAGUUGCUCGUAAUUUAAUAGACGAAGAUGGAAACAAUCAAUGGCCAGAAUUUCUCCAGUUCCUAUUUCAAUGUGCAAAUAGUCCUUUACCAGCAUUAAAGGAAAGUGCAUUAAGAAUGUUCACAUCCGUCCCUGGUGUUUUUGGAAAUCAACAAGCAAAUUACCUUGAUCUUAUUAAACAAAUGUUACAACAAUCAGUCAUGGAUACCACAAAUAAUGAGGUUAGAUUCCAAGCAGUAAGAGCAAUAGGAGCUUUUAUAACUUUACAUGAUAAAGAAGAAAACAUACAAAAACAUUUUUCUGAACUUUUGCCUGUAGUUGUGCAAGUAACUGCUCAGUCUGUAGAGAAACAAACUGAUGAUUCUUUAUUAAAAGUAUUGAUCGAUUUAGCUGAGUCUACACCAAAAUUUUUGAGACAUCAAUUAGAAAAUAUCAUGGAAAUGUGUAUGAAAAUUUUUUUAAAUGAAGAAAUGGAAGACUCUUGGAGACAAUUAGCUCUCGAAGUUUUAGUAACACUUGCAGAAACUGCACCAGCAAUGGUUCGUAAAGUUGGCGGAAAAUACAUUGCAGCAUUAGUACCUUUUGUUUUAAAAAUGAUGACAGACUUGGAAGAGGAUGAAAAAUGGAGUUUCUCUGAUGAAAUUAUAGAAGAAGAUAAUGACAGUAAUAACGUAGUAGCUGAAAGUGCUUUAGACAGAUUAGCAUGUGGUUUAGGCGGUAAAACCAUGCUACCACAGAUAGUGCAAAAUAUCCCUUCGAUGUUGAGUAAUACAGACUGGAAAUACAGACACGCAGCUCUCAUGGCUAUAUCUGCUGUUGGUGAAGGGUGCCACAAACAAAUGGAAGCUAUAUUGCCACAAAUUAUGGAAGGUGUUAUACAAUACUUGCAAGACCCUCAUCCCCGUGUCAGAUAUGCAGCUUGUAAUGCAGUAGGACAAAUGUCAACAGACUUCGCUCCUACGUUUGAAAAAAAAUUCCAUGAUAAAGUUAUACCUGGAUUACUUAUGGUAUUGGAUGAUAAUGCAAAUCCUAGAGUACAGGCUCAUGCAGGGGCUGCAUUAGUAAAUUUUAGUGAAGACUGUCCGAAACAUAUACUAACUCGAUAUCUUGAUGCUAUUAUGGCAAAACUUGAAUCGACGCUCACUGCAAAAUUCCAAGAAUUAGUAGAGAAGGGUACUAAACUUGUUUUGGAACAAGUUGUUACAACUAUUGCUUCUGUUGCCGAUACGUGCGAAGAGCAAUUUGUCACUUAUUAUGACAGAUUAAUGCCUUGUUUAAAAUAUAUUGUUCAAAAUGCAACUUUACCAGAACACAAAAUGCUUAGAGGAAAAACAAUUGAAUGUGUCAGUCUCAUAGGUGUGGCUGUUGGUCCAGAAAAAUUCAUUGCCGACGCUAAUGAAGUAAUGGAGAUGUUCUUAAAAACACACUCGGAAGAUCUUCCUGAUGAUGAUCCCCAAACAAGUUAUUUAAUUUCUGCUUGGGUUCGUAUUUGCAGAAUACUUGGAAAACAAUUUGAACAAUAUUUGCCUUUAGUAAUGGGCCCUGUCUUACGUACUGCGGCAAUGAAACCAGAUGUUGCAUUAUUAGACAAUGAAGAUAUGCAAGGUAUAGAAGGAGAUCUUGACUGGCAGUUCGUUUCUCUCGGAGAACAGCAAAAUUUCGGCAUUAAAACUGCUGGUCUAGAGGACAAAGCAUCUGCAUGUGAAAUGUUGGUUUGUUAUGCACGUCAAUUAAAAGAAGGCUUUGCGGAUUAUGCUGAAGAGGUAGUGCGACUUAUGGUUCCUAUGUUAAAAUUCUAUUUUCACGAUGGUGUACGUACCGCAGCCGCAUCAAGUUUACCAUGUCUUCUUGAUUGUGUAAAAAUCAAAGGGCCACAAUAUUUACAAGGAAUGUGGGCUUAUAUAUAUCCUGAUUUACUAAAAGCUAUCGACACAGAACCAGAAUCUGUAGUAUUGUUAGAAUUGUUAUAUUCUCUGGCCAAAUGUAUAGAAACUUUGGGAGAUGGUUGUUUGGGUGUUCAACCUAUGGCAGAACUUUCACGUAUUUUGGACAAAUUACUCAACGAGCACUUUGAAAGAGCAGUAGCUCGAUUAGAAAAACGAAAAGAUGAAGAUUACGACGAAGUAGUCGAAGAACAACUUGAAGAUGAGGAUAACGAAGAUAUAUACACUCUGAGUAAAAUAGCAGAUAUUUUACAUGCUCUUUUUACUACACAUAAAUCAAAAAUUUUCCCAUUCUUUGAUCAAAUUUGUGGACACUUCGUAAAAUUAUUAAACCCUGAUAGAUCUUGGUCGGAUCACCAGUGGGCUUUGUGUGUUUUUGAUGAUGUAAUAGAAUUCGGAGGGCCUGAGUGUGCGAAAUAUCAAGAAUUCUUUUUACGGCCAAUGAUUCAAUAUGUGUCAGACAAAUCUGCUGAAGUUAGACAAGCUGCAGCAUAUGGUUGUGGAGUUUUAGGACAGUUUGGAGGAGAAGCAUUUGCUCAAGCAUGUGCAGAAGCAUUACCAAGGUUAAUGGAAGUUAUCAAUGAUCCAGAAUCUAGAUCACCGGAAAAUGUUAAUCCCACAGAAAAUGCUAUUUCAGCAGUAACAAAAAUUCUUAAAUAUAAUAACACAGCUAUUAACGUAGAUGAGAUUCUUCCACACUGGUUGUCUUGGCUGCCGGUUAUAGAGGAUGAAGAUGAAGCUCCCCAUGUUUAUGGAUAUUUAUGUGAUUUGAUUGAAGCCAAUCAUUUAGUAGUUUUAGGACCAAAUAAUGCAAAUCUACCUAAAUUAAUAAGUUUCUUUGCUGAAGCCCUUUACAGAGAUGCUGUGCCUACAGACGACCCGGUUAUGGCCAGGAUUCUUAAUAUCGUUAGACAAAUUCAGAACAACGAAUCUGUGUUCCAAGCAUGUAUAAAUGCUUUAACGACAGAUCAACAACAGGCACUGAGUGAGGCACUCAGUGUACAGACUACCAAUUAGCCCCUUGCUUUCGUCGUUAAAUUUCUAACACUUUAGUGUAAAGAAAACAAAAAAUAAAAAAAACACCAUACUCGCGUUAAGGUACCCUUAUUAUGGGAAAAUUACCGAGAUUUUAGGUAGCUAGAUUGUACCUAUGGGAUUUUCGCUCCAGCCUAAUUAUCAACAAACAGACAGGUAUAUUAACUGUUUAGCGCAUUAUUAGUAAUCUACUUAUUGUUGAUUGUAUAUUUCAGCAUCAUCAAAUUCUUUAACGAUAUCAAUUUUAGUAUUCGGGAUUGUUGCAAAAUCAAAUCGUUAAGUCGAUAAUUUUAUUCACUGCUGACCGAUGCAGUAUAUUAAUAUACGUGAUAAAUAUACUAAUGUAAAGGUCACAACUAUGAAAGAACUCGCACUGACGAAUUUGAAGAAAAAAAAAAUUUCUAUUAAUACUCUUCCAUGAUAAUUGUAUAACGAUAUUAAUCUGAUGUAUAUACACAGGAUCUUCUUUUACUAAUCUUUUUGUGUCUGUUAUAAUUAUAUAUUAUAUAAAAAGAAGACAUAAAUAAGGCAGAUAGAGAGCUACUAAAAUUUUUGGAAUAUUCUCUAAUAUUGAGAAUUGAGUGAUGUUAAAUCUGUAAAAGGAAAAUGUAGCUUUAUAAAUCAAAUAGUGUUUACGAACACUAACACAGUUUUGUUAUGCGAAUGUAAUUAUAAGAAAUACGAUGUUUUUGUCACUGCGA
Messenger RNA from Vespa mandarinia (Asian giant hornet), 4091 nucleotides. RefSeq names its product karyopherin beta 3 (gene Karybeta3). The record is from RefSeq and is a predicted model, not a curated record. Lineage: Eukaryota; Metazoa; Arthropoda; Insecta; Hymenoptera; Vespidae. Gene Ontology annotation, biological process: protein import into nucleus.